Molecule: messenger RNA, 1858 nt
Organism: Durio zibethinus
Lineage: Eukaryota; Viridiplantae; Streptophyta; Magnoliopsida; Malvales; Malvaceae
Product: putative methyltransferase At1g29790
Source: RefSeq, a predicted model, not a curated record
GUAUCCUAGUAAGAAGAAAUAGCUAGGAGGAAGAACAGAAUCAAUGGGUUUCACCAUGGGAUUGAACUUCCUCCUUCUCUUAGCCAUGGUGGCGACUAACAUCCUCUCCGUUUACCACCUCUCUUCCACCGUCCAAUCUCCCAAACCGCCUUCGCCUACGCCUAUCCCUGAUCACCUCCUACGCCAGCUGAAUACUAUACGCGCCACCAUCAACCACCUCACGCGCCACAACCCCUCCACCGCCACGACUGCUGCCAAACCCACCUCCACCGUACCUCAAGAUCUCAUCCUCCAUUCCCAAAUCGGCCCCAUUGCCUCUUCCUGCCACAACCACCCUGACCUUCUCCAUAGAUACAUGAAUUACACUGCUUUUUCAAUAUGCCCUUACGAUCCUGACCUCCAAGAAACCCUUAUUCUCAACGGUUGCCACCCACUUCCACGACGGCGUUGCUUCUCAAAAACCCCAUCAAAACCCCUUUCUUCUCUUCCCCUUAACCCUUUCCCAACGGCCCUCUCCGACUCCUCUGUAAUCUGGAACAAAUACUCAUGUAAAUCUUUUGCCUGUCUCUCCCAAAACAACCCCAUAGGCUUCGAUCUCAACGCCCAACGCUCUUCUUUGCUAAAAUACGCUUCUGAACUCGAUCUUCCCGUUAACCAGUUCAUGCAAUUGGCUAAGUCAGCUAAUUCAGUGAUCCGUCUUGGCAUUGACAUAGGCGGGGGAACUGGAACCUUCGCAGCUAUAAUGAAGAUUUUCUACAAUGUUACGAUGCUGACCACCACCAUGAACGUCAAUGCACCUUACAAUGAAGCCGUGGCUUUGAGAGGGUUGGUGGCUUUACACGUGCCGUUACAGCAGAGGUUACCGGUCUUCGACGGGACGAUGGAUCUGGUCCGGUGUGGGAGGGCGGUGAACAGGUGGAUACCUGUGUCGGUUAUGGAGUUUAUGUUUUAUGAUGUGGAUAGAGCGUUGAGAGGGGGAGGGUAUUUGUGGGUGGAUCGAUUCUUUAGUAAAGGAGUGGAUCUGGACAAAGUUUAUGGGCCAUUGAUCGGGAAGCUUGGGUAUAAGAAAGUGAAGUGGGCAGUUGCUAAUAAGACUGAUCCAAGUGGUUUGAAGAAUGGGGAAGUUUACUUGACUGCUUUGUUGCAAAAGCCUGUUUCAAAGUGAUGAUUGGGAUUGAGGAUUCAUUGAAUUUUUGUAGAUAUUGAUGUCAGAUAACAAUUGCUUGGAUGCGGGAAACAUGCCACCACCAGUCCGAAGAUUAACGACAACACUGAGAAAAGCUGGAAGAAAAUUUUGCUCGAGUAACAAAAGCAACUUAUUUAUUUAUUUCCGCUAAUGUGGAUUAGGAUUUCGGCUGCUUCUUCAUGUCGUAAAGAUUGUAGAUGUCCAAAAAAUUUAUAUGGAGCAGAGGGUAUUGUAAAACCUCAAGGUUAUUUUAUAUUCAUUUUUCAACUUCUUGGUAUAACAUUUUGUUGCUGUCUACAAAUAAAUCUCUAGAACAAAUCUCAAAUAAUGGAGUAAUACCAUUUCUUUUUUUUGUUUUGGAUAGCAAGCAAACGUAUGAAAAAAUUGUUGAAAAAAGAAGGCUUUCUGCAUGUACUAUCUUGCGAUAGUCUCCUCGUAAGUGAUCCACUCAGAAUCUUUGAAUCAUAUCAGUCGAGUGGGGGACAACUUUGUUGGAGCAUCCGCAGCUGUGUCCCUCCUUAUUGACCACUCCAUGCAUCCAUGAUAUGUACUCGAUAAUUAUAUAUAAAUACAUACAUAUAUAUAUAUAUAUAAAGAAAUCUAAAGCUGCUGCGGUGCAGCCCUGUCCUUCAGAAGUCUUCAGCCUCCUCCUAAUAUUUGUUCCUUUUUUUU